Molecule: messenger RNA, 1552 nt
Organism: Glycine soja
Lineage: Eukaryota; Viridiplantae; Streptophyta; Magnoliopsida; Fabales; Fabaceae
Product: putative Myb family transcription factor At1g14600
Exons: 6
Coding region: 307-1170 (287 amino acids)
Molecular function (GO): DNA binding; DNA-binding transcription factor activity
Source: RefSeq, a predicted model, not a curated record
ACCCAAGGGAAUGUCUAAAGAAAAUGAUAUCACAAACACCUCUGAUGCAACGGCCCUUUCACUUUUUUAACCUUUCAUUUUCACCCAAUCAUGAAGGCAUUUUUGAACAAUAUUUUGGUUUCUGAGUUUCCGUGUCUCAAGUUUUUCUUUUAUCCAUCGAACCUCUCUAGGACUAAACUGACCCUUCCCAAGAGGGGUUAACAAAAGCUGCACUAAAGGACAAGUCCUUUCUGCCACACAGUCUUGCUUAGUAUUUAUUCUCUUUUAAUUUGUUUCUUCACAGACCCCUCCCCUCUUUGUACCUCAAUGAAGAAGGGUGAAAAAGCUCAGAGUGAGAGUUCUCUCAAACGCUCCCCACCUUCAACCAUGUCUUCCUCCUCCUCUUCUCUUAUCACCACUGUUGUUGUUCAUAAUAAUAAUAAUAAUAAUCCUUCUCAACCUUCUGAGUUAAGAGCCACGACACGUUGUUGUUUUGGCUCUCAUCACCUUCCUGACAUAAGCCUCAAAACUCCUAUGGCUAGGCCUUAUGUUCGAUCAAAAAUGCCUAGGCUUCGUUGGACACCAGAUCUCCAUCGUUGCUUCGUGCAUGCAGUUCAAAGACUUGGAGGAGAAAACAGGGCCACACCAAAGUUGGUUUUACAGCUCAUGAAUGUAAAGGGGCUUACUAUAUCUCAUGUCAAAAGCCAUCUUCAGAUGUACAGGAGCAUGAGACACGAGCAGAUGAGUCAAGGUGCAAAGAAGAAUGAUAUGGCUCCGGAUUUCCUUGCUUCCACACUCUCAACUCUUGGCCAAAGGCAACAGAAUCCUCACAAAAGAAGCUGCACGGAAGAGCUUGUUCCCACCCAAGCUCAAUGGAAUCAUGAUGAGCAAGAGUGUCACAAUGGAAACCAAGGGGGUGAAUCGAUUAUAAUUUAUAACGGCAAUGAACAGAAGGUGCACUCCUACAUCAUCUUCGAGGGUCUUCUGAGAGGCCAGUCUGUCCAAGAGAAUAAAACUACUACUCCUGAGAAGGUGUCACUAGGUGAUGCCGGUGAUGAAAGGGACCAUCAAAGAUUCCAAGACACACUGUCCCUUUCAAUGAGCUCAAGGCCCUCUUCACAUUCGUUCUUGAAUCGGAGCCACACUGGUCCAGAUGCCAAUGAUGUCUCUCUUGAGCUCACGCUCUGUUAGAAUCAUGCACACAAUCAUAACAACAAACCUUUUCUUUGUCAUCAUUUAUAUAUGUUUCUUCCAUCCUACAACUACACUACAAAUUAAUGGUGCAGGACCUUUCAAGAAAGAACAAUGUAUACUAUCAAGUGCUCUUCCGAUAUUGAUCAAGAAAUUAAAAAUAAAAAUAUAAAAUAUAAAAUUUUUAUCAAUUCAUUUUUAUUUCUUAAUUUCUUAAUAAAUGUCGAUGAAGCACUUGGUAGCAGGAGGCCGAGGAAAUUGUAAUACUAACGCCACUUUAGUUUCGUGCCCAUGAUCAGAAGUACUAGAAAAUAAGAACAUAAUAGUAUCAGUAGUACAUAUAAUUAAUAAUAUUAUGUAUUGGUUCCAUUAAUCGCUUAAA